CAGUAAGCAAGUGAACGUCAUAAAAAUCGGUUGUGUUACCUUCUUCGGAACUAAAAAUGUUUUACUUAAUAAAGUGCGGAAAGUUGUACGUUUUUGAGAAAAAGAAAUGUAAAAUAAUAUCAAAAAACAUUUGUUUAACAAAAAUAAAUGGAGCUACUUUUGAAGCAGAAAUUAUUAAUUCCAGUGAAUCAAAAGAACUUCUCGAAGGCCUAUGCAAAAAGAUGAAUGAGGCGUUAUACAAGGCCAAGAGCAAAACCUCUGAUGGUGGCGUUAACAAAGAAAACAUUCAAAAAGAUUCUGUUAAACAAAAAUUGUCUUACAGCAGUGAAGUAAAUAAUAAUGAAGUGGAACUUUAUAAAGAAUUAGAGGGCCAAACCUCUGAUGGUGGCGUUAACAAAGAAAACAUUCAAAAAGAUUUUGAGGCGAUUGGAGCAGAUGGCUUCGACCCCAUUCUGAAUUCUACAGAACAUUCAGAAAUUAGUUCAAAAGCAGUUAGUGGCUAUACCGACACUUUGGAAUCACUCGGAUCUAAUUGGCCAGAAUCUGCAACAUACGAUGGCAUCAACUCAUCAUUAACAAUAAACGAGUCAUUUUCAUAUGAAGCUCAACUGAACCUUUUGAGGAUUCUGGAUCCGAAUACAUCGACGAAAAUGAGUCUGAAAAGUCAAAAGAGGAAAUAG
This is a messenger RNA of Scaptodrosophila lebanonensis, 680 nucleotides long. RefSeq lists its product as uncharacterized. The coding region runs from base 57 to 680 and encodes 207 amino acids. NCBI's taxonomy places the organism in Eukaryota, Metazoa, Arthropoda, Insecta, Diptera, Drosophilidae. The transcript has 8 exons. The record is from RefSeq and is a predicted model, not a curated record.